Molecule: messenger RNA, 1760 nt
Organism: Teleopsis dalmanni
Lineage: Eukaryota; Metazoa; Arthropoda; Insecta; Diptera; Diopsidae
Gene: Wnt4
Product: protein Wnt-4
Exons: 4
Coding region: 95-1609 (504 amino acids)
Biological process (GO): canonical Wnt signaling pathway; neuron differentiation; multicellular organism development
Cellular component (GO): extracellular region
Molecular function (GO): cytokine activity; frizzled binding
Source: RefSeq, a predicted model, not a curated record
UAUAGUAAAAUUAAUUAUUUAAACCACAUAUAAGCAUAUAAGCAAAUAAGCAUCUAAGCAUAACUUUUUCAUUUAAUAACGAAAUAUAAACGCCAUGCAUUUACUUUGGCUUAUCACAAUUGCGACAGUAUCAGUUCUGCACUUGCAGCUAAUAAAUUGUGACGAUCUGGCAAUUCUAACAAAUAUUGUUGGUAAUACCAAUAUCAAAAAUGAACAGCACCUCAGCGACAGUAUUAACACGAUUACUGGCCUACACGUAAACAGUUCAUUAAUAAACAGUAUUCUGAACAGCGGUAAUAAUAAUGACAGGAGCGUGGGAGGUGCCGUUAAUUUAGGAAGUGUAGUGAAUAACGGUAACAAUGGUAUGAGCAGUAAUGUUGGAUUAAGUGACAUUCAAAGGAGUACAACUGCCUUUACAACACUGGCCUCUUCGGGCGGUAAGAGUGGCGACGGUGGAAGUUUAACGGUUACUGCUCACGGACAUCCAUUAGCUGGGCUUACCGAACUAGGAAUAAUCGUUCCUAGAAAUCCAGGUAUGGGUAUACUGGAUGGACACCGUAUGCUUGGCGCUGAAAGUGGAGUUACAAAUGGCAUUGAAAAUGGCGUAGAUCGCAACAGUGGUGCACAAGCCCCAUACUACGAACAUUAUAUUUCGGAGCACACUAUAAUGGCCGUUUUUACCUCCCAAGGUCAAAUAGGUGGACCUUGCAGAUUCAUGCCUGCCACUCGACGACAGAAUCAUCAAUGUCGUAAAGAAUUUGGUUUACCGGAUACCAUUAAAGAAGCACGACGUUUAGCCAAUCUACACUGCGAAGAUCAGUUUCGUUAUGAUCGAUGGAAUUGUUCGAUUGCAACUCGCGGAAAGCGUAAUAUUUUUAAAAAGCUUUAUAAAGAAACUGCUUUUGUUCAUGCUCUAACAGCAGCGGCAAUGACACAUUCAAUAGCUCGGGCUUGUGCUGAAGGACGAAUGACAAAAUGUAGUUGCGGACCUAGGAAACAAAACCGUGUGGAUCAAGAUUUUCAAUGGGGUGGCUGUAAUGAUAACCUUAAACAUGGAAAGCGAGUAGCAAGAAGUUUUUUGGACUUACGUGAUGGAGGUGGCGAUGAAGUAACUGAAAUAUUGAGGCAUGAUUCAGAAGUUGGCAUUGAAGCUGUGUCUAAGUUGAUGAAAGAUAAAUGUAAAUGCCAUGGAGUUUCGGGUUCCUGUUCUAUGAAAACCUGUUGGAAAAAACUUUCUGAUUUUAAUGCUACUGCUACAUUACUUCGUAAAAAGUACAAUGAAGCCAUCAGAAAAGCACCAAAUACUCGUACUAUGCGACGCGAAGCAGCUACAAGUCGCGUGAAGAAACCAAAACAACGACGAAAAAAACAACAAUCACAAUAUACGACACUAUACUAUUUGGAGACCUCACCUACAUAUUGUUCGGUUACUAAAGAUCGUCAAUGUCUGCAUCCAGACAAUUGUGCUAAUCUGUGUUGUGGUCGUGGCUAUACGACACGUGUCUUUAAGCAAGUAGAAAAGUGUCGCUGUCGAUUCAAUAAUGGGCGAUGCUGUCAACUAAUAUGCGAUUAUUGUCAACGCUACGAAGACAGAUAUUUUUGUAAAUAGACAUCAUUCUAAAGUAUUUUCAUUCCUAUUUAUAUAUGAUUACUUUUUGUCAUAUUUUGUAUAGAAAAAUUGUCACUUUUAUUCCAUAUUAUCGUUUUUCAUUCUCUACCUCUAUUCUUUAAUUCUUUAUCCACUCAUCUAUUAUGUAGCU